Exophiala oligosperma is the source of this 1243-nucleotide messenger RNA. RefSeq lists its product as uncharacterized. Lineage: Eukaryota; Fungi; Ascomycota; Eurotiomycetes; Chaetothyriales; Herpotrichiellaceae. The transcript has a single exon. The record is from RefSeq and is a predicted model, not a curated record. The coding region runs from base 232 to 1011 and encodes 259 amino acids.
GUGGACUUACCUUUGGAGCCCGGAUAUUUUCCCACGUGUCUGCCACCAUUUCUUUCCUUCGCAAUCCGAGUUUCUAGAGCGGAACAUCCUUGCUUACUCUUUUACUGUAGACGCCACCUUUGCCACGGGCCAAAAAGUAAAAAGGUACUCCGUACAAUCAAACAAAAAACACCACCCCAGCCGUAUUCCAAUUUCGGUUCCGACUUGAACCCAAUCACCCUAACCACAGCCAUGGCCACCGACAAGCAAAUGUACGAUGAUGUGGCCGGUGACUACGACAUCAUCUGGGCGACGCCGGCCGUCCGUAUCCUGUGGACGUUGCUGGACAGGAACCUCCAGGGGCUCGGCAACUGGAAGGGGACUUCGGUGUUGGACCUGGCCUGCGGCACGGGCAUCGGCCUCCGCGAGGCUCGCAAGCUGGGGGCCACCAAGCUGGUCGGCAUCGACAUCUCGGGCGAGAUGAUCGAGGUCUGCAAGGCCACCACCAAGGACGUCGAUCAGUUCCAACUCCACGUGGCCGACUGUUCCCAGCCGCUCGACCACCUCAAGCCCGGGCUCGAACCCGGCUCCUUCGACCUCAUCAUCGGCAUGUGGUUGCUCAACUACGGCGAGAGUGCGGAUCAACUGCAGGCGUUCUGGGCCAACAUUGCAAAGUACCUCAAGCCGUCCGGCAAGUUCGUCGGCAUCAUCCAGAACCAGGAGACCUUCCAGCCCGAGUCGAUGAAGACCCUCAGGUACGGGGCCAUGGAGUCCAACCUCCAGCCGCUCCCCUCGGGCGACGGCGUCAAGAUGCACGUCGAGUUCGACACCCAACCAAAGGUCGAAUUCGACACCUACGUCCUCAAGAAGGACAUCUUCGAGUCGACCGCGGCAAAAGCCGGCAUGAAGAUCGAACGGUACGUCCGCCCGGACAAGACCGUGCUCACCGACGAAGAACAGAAGAACAUCGCCUGGUGGCAGCAACUCUUGGACGAAUACCCGAACCAGCUUGUCAUCGCCAAGAGAGCCUGAAAGCCCACACCGCUGCUCCUUAGAGACUGCCGUAGAAAUGAAAAAGUGAAGACUUGGCUUGGCCGAGCUCAAGCAAAGCUUUGUAUGAAGAAGGAAUUAAGCGAGCAUUGGAACCACUGGAAUGAAUGACUUUGUAAAUCCCCGCAUAUAUAUAUAUAUAUAGGAAGGCAUUUUGAGCAAUUCGUCCCUGUCUACCACUCCGUACGGCGAUAGAUAUAGAGGAAAUAAAGAG